CCGCCCUCACAGGCCAUGGCGGCGCGGGCGGCGCGGGGCAUGCCGGGAGGGGCGGGGCGGUCCCGCCCAGCCCGUGAGGUGGAGCAGCGGCCCCGGCCCGGCCCGACCCGGCGGCCCGAGGGAGCCCCGGCGCCGGCACCGCCGCCAUGUUCUCGUUUAACAUGUUCGACCACCCCAUCCCCCGCGUGUUCCAGAACCGCUUCUCCACCCAGUACCGCUGCUUCUCGGUGUCCAUGCUGGCCGGGCCUAAUGACAGUAAUUAUGCCACCGUCGGCUUUGGAUCAACUCAGCCGCCUGAACAUCACGUACCCCAUGCUGUUCAAGCUGACCAACAAGAACUCGGACCGCAUGACGCACUGCGGCGUGCUCGAGUUCGUGGCUGACGAGGGCAUUUGUUACCUGCCACACUGGAUGAUGCAGAACUUGCUGCUGGAAGAGGGAGGCCUGGUGCAAGUGGAGAGUGUUAAUCUGCAGGUUGCUACAUACUCAAAAUUUCAGCCACAGAGUCCAGAUUUUCUUGACAUCACCAAUCCCAAAGCUGUAUUAGAAAAUGCACUGAGAAACUUCGCCUGUCUGACGACUGGGGAUGUUAUUGCCAUCAACUACAAUGAAAAGAUCUACGAGCUCCGGGUGAUGGAGACCAAACCGGAUAAGGCCGUGUCCAUCAUCGAGUGUGACAUGAAUGUGGAUUUUGAUGCUCCUUUGGGGUACAAAGAACCAGAAAGAAGUGCACAACACGAAGAGAGCACAGAUGUGGAAGCAGACCAUAGUGGAUAUGUGAGUGACAUAGGAUUUCGUGCAUUCUCUGGUUCUGGGAACAGACUGGAUGGCAAGAAGAAAGGUGUGGAGCCUAGUCCCUCACCAAUUAAACCAGGAGACAUCCGAAGAGGAAUUCCCAACUAUGACUUCAAGAUUGGUAGGAUCACAUUCAUUAGAAACUCACGUCCACUGGUUAAGAAAGUCGAAGAGGAUGAAUCUGGAAGCCGGUUUAUUGCCUUUUCAGGAGAAGGCCAGUCCCUGCGCAAAAAGGGAAGGAAGCCCUAGGCUGUGGUACCUUCAGUUAGUUAGGAGGAAAAUAAAGUAACAGUUGCAGCAUA
This is a messenger RNA of Corapipo altera (White-ruffed manakin), 1097 nucleotides long. It is a transcript of the gene UFD1, whose product is annotated as ubiquitin recognition factor in ER associated degradation 1. Bases 16 to 1044 code for a protein of 342 amino acids. The transcript is spliced from 12 exons. Gene Ontology annotation, molecular function: polyubiquitin modification-dependent protein binding. Lineage: Eukaryota; Metazoa; Chordata; Aves; Passeriformes; Pipridae. Gene Ontology annotation, cellular component: VCP-NPL4-UFD1 AAA ATPase complex. The record is from RefSeq and is a predicted model, not a curated record.